CACACAUGAGCUCACAACAAACCACGAGAACGAUAUCUGCGCCCAGAUCGUACCUUGCGCAUCUCUCAGAUACCCACCUGAAUACUCUGCCGCAUUUCAAACUCGGAAGCUUCUUCCAACAUGGUGUUCGGAAGAAUAACCCACUACGCAUUUGAUGCCGUUCUCUUCUCCGCCUUCCUGGCAGGAAUGAAACGAUCGACCGGCCUAACUUUUAAGACCGAGAAGAUAUCUGGCGAGAACAAGGAAGUCGCAGGCUGGGUUAAAAAGUACCUCGAUGUGGGGGAAUGGGUGAUGGAUCAGUCUGUUGCGAUUGCGGGUUCGAGCGGAUGGUUUGAGAGGAACCGGUGAGCCGAUGCAUUCUGCAUGCUCUCGACUCUCCGGACCGAAGAGGACUAGGGCGGCGAUAUCCUCUUGCCCCAGCGGUAAAAGGAAAACGGACAAGAGUUCUUGCAUGGGAUGCGCCGGUGGCUGGCUGGAUGUCCACUCCUGUUUCGAUCGUACUAUUUGUUCACAUGGUAGGCGUUAGGGGAUUCCAUCGUUAUUGAUGAACAUCGGAUUUAUUUUCUCCUCUGGCUAUGAGGAACGCAGCUAGGUACUUUAUGCAUGCUCUCAUCUGCUCUUGCAGCAUGAGACCCGACCUUCCGAAC
Molecule: messenger RNA, 647 nt
Organism: Phialemonium atrogriseum
Lineage: Eukaryota; Fungi; Ascomycota; Sordariomycetes; Cephalothecales; Cephalothecaceae
Exons: 4
Coding region: 121-348 (75 amino acids)
Cellular component (GO): cytoplasm
Source: RefSeq, a predicted model, not a curated record